Adineta steineri is the source of this 1275-nucleotide messenger RNA. Lineage: Eukaryota; Metazoa; Rotifera; Eurotatoria; Adinetida; Adinetidae. The record is from the annotation of a GenBank genome assembly.
AUGAAUGAUUCAAACAACAAUAUAAAUUCUAUUCCAAAUGGUAUAAAUACAUAUUUAGCUGAUCGUUUACUUUCUAUAUAUUCUCUUAUGCUUAUUUUGAUUGGUACACCAUGUAAUCUCAUAUGUUGUUUAAUUUAUUUUCAAAAAUCAAAUCGUUGCAAUUCAAUUAAAAUUGUAUUUGGUUAUUUAGCUAUACUUGAUACAAUUGUUUUAUAUACAUUUAAUUUAAAUUAUAUUGUUCGUGAAUUUAAUAUUGAUUAUCAAUUGGUUCGUUAUAAAGAUAUAAAUAGUACAAAACAAAGUUCAGAUUAUUCUCAAAAUGAAAAUUUAAAUAUAAAUAUAAUUAUUAAUAAAAAAAAUCUUGAAGAAUAUUCAUUAUUUAUGUGUCGUUUUCUGUCUUAUCUAGCAUUUUCAAUUUUACAAACCUCAUCUUGGGUAUUAGCAUUCGGUUCAUUGAAUCGUUAUUUGUUAAUAUCAAAAUUAACUUUAUUUGAAUUUAUUUGUAAACGAUCUUAUACGAUUGUCAUAUGUUUAUUAAUUACAAGUUUAUUUUUUCUUACUAAUAUACAUAUUCUAUGGUUAAAUGGUUAUCAUUCAAUAAAAAGUGAUGUUAUAUGUUAUCAAAAUAUGAAUUAUCCAAAUUAUAUGCUAUGGUAUCAACGUGUUCAUUUAUGUCUUUACUCGGCAUUACCGAGUAUUGUUUUAUUAAUUUUAAAUACUCUAUUAAUGCGUAUUAUAUUUGCUAGUAAAAAAAGAUUAAAUAGUCAUCAACGUGUUGUUUUACUUCCUGAAAUUGAAACUAUAGAAAGCCGACAAGAAACUUUAAUAUUAAAAACUAUACGAACACCGACAAUGACGUCAUCAUCAUCCUCCACAAGAAAACUAAAUAAACAAAGUCCUGGAAGAUCACUCAAUCGACAUAGUAGAAAAUUAACUCUAUCAUUAAUAUUUAUAACAUUAUCUUAUUUUAUAUUAACAUUUCCAUCAACAGUUAUUUUUUCUUUCUUUCGUUCAUAUAUUGAACCAUUAAGAUUACGACGUACAAUAUCACUUUUAUUUACAAAUUUAUCAACAACAACACACGCAAUUCGAUUUUUUAUUUAUUUCUCUUGUUCAACUGAUUUUCGAAAUGAUUUUUAUAAAUUAAUACCAUUUAAAGAAUCAUUUCGUAUUCGAUAUACUAAAACAACACCACAAAAACAACAAGAUAUACAUCGUAAUGACAAACAAAGUGAAUCGUUGGCAUUACGAGAUAGAACUAGAACAAUUCGAUGA